GUUUUUAAGCGCCAAUGUGGAGUUCUGAAAACUACAACUACCAGAGCGCCACGGGGUCCUGGGCAGUUUCUCGUUUCCGUGCAGUUGAACGUCUAGGUGCUUCUGAAGGGUCAACUUGACUGGCCGUCAAGUUCAGCAUUGCCCAAGUCAUUGGAUUCAGCUGGUGAUGAAAUGGGGGUCAGCCAGUCUGUGGGCUUUCCACCUGUCUCAGGACCCCACCUCGUCGGCUGCGGGGAUGUGAUGGAGGGCCUGAGUGUCCAGGGGAGCUUCUUUCGACUGUUCUACCCCUGCCAAGGAGCAGAGACCACGGAGCAGCCCCUGUGGAUCCCCCGCCAAGAGUACUGCAGUGGCCUGGCCGAGUACAUGCAGUUCAAUAAGCGUUGGGGCGGGCUGCUGUUCAGCCUGGCCAUGGGAUCUUGUCGCCUGCCUGUUUGCUGGAACGGCGCCUUUAAGGCAAAGGAGUCUGGGUACCCCUUGAUCAUCUUCUCUCAUGGCCUGGGAGCCUUCAGGACCUUGUAUUCCGCCUUCUGCAUGGAACUGGCCUCCCGUGGCUUCGUGGUUGCCAUCCCAGAACACAGGGACGGGUCGGCUGCAGCCACCUGCUUCUGCAAACAGGCCCCAGAGGAGAACCAGCCCCCUCACCAGUCGCUGGAGGAGGAAUGGAUCCCCCACCGGAAAAUUGCAGAAGGGGAGAAGGAAUUCCCUGUUCGGAAUCGCCAGGUGCAUAAGAGGGUUGAUGAGUGUAUGCACGUGCUGAAGAUCCUGCAAGAGGUCACCGCUGGGCAGCCCAUCCUUAACGUCUUGCCUGGGGGGUUGGAUCUGGCGACCUUGAAGGGCGGCAUCGACAUGAGCCGGGUGGCCGUGAUGGGACAUUCAUUCGGAGGGGCCACGGCUGUCCUGGCCUUGGCCAGGGAGACCCAGCUGCGGUGUGCUGUGGCUCUGGAUCCUUGGAUGUUCCCUCUGGAACGGGAUUUUUACCCCAAGGCCCAAGGCCCUGUGUUCUUCAUCAAUGCUGAGAAAUUCCAGACAGUCGAGAGUGUCAACUUGAUGAAGAAGAUAUGUGCCCGGCAUGAGCAGUCCAGGAUCAUCACCGUCCUUGGUUCUGUUCAUCGGAGUCUAACGGACUUUGCUUUUGUGACUAGCAACUGGAUCGGAAGAUUUUUCUCUACUCAAACCUGUGGGAGCUUGGACCCCUACGAAGGUCAGGAGAUUGUGGUGCGGGCCAUGUUGGCCUUCCUGCAGAAGCACCUCGAUCUCAAAGAGGACUACAACCAGUGGGACGACCUCAUUGAAGGCAUUGGGCCGUCGCUCAUCCCAGGGGCCCCCCACUAUCUGUCUAGCCUGUAGGCACAACGAGCCAUUUGUGUGAGCCAAGUUCCCAUUUGGGGCCUGUCCAGGACCCCAUAACCUGCUCUCAGGGAGUGGUUGACAUGACCCUUCUUCACAGAUCGAGAAGAUGCAGUCACACUGCUGAUUAGGCAACUGGGUGCUUUGAUCUUGGACUUGAUUUUAAACUCACACUGGGACUUGGAUCACUUAGUCAUUGCCAAACUGACUUUCUGGGGCCUGAGCCUGGUGGUGUGGGGACAAGCAGUGGGGCAGGGCUUAGGGGAGACAGAGAACCCCAGCUGAGUGCUAUAAACCCAGCACACCCUCACUUGGGACCAGUGUGGCUUCUCCAGGAAAGGAACAAAGGCACAGGAUGGAGUGAAAAUUCCACCUUCAGCACCCCUGGCCUGCUGGGACGGUUUCUUCCUCCCUCUCAACCUUCUCCCUCUCUGGGCCGCUUGGUGAGUUCUGAGCACUCUGGUAACUUUCUGAGACACAGGCCACCGUCAUGCCUCCGGCCUUCCCGUCGUCUGAGCGUAGUCCUGAGCGUACACUCAGGGCUGUUAGAGUUGUGAGUCCACAGAGGGCCGAAGUAGUAUUGUCCUUGCAGCACGGGGAGAGAAGCUGAGGUACAGUGAGGCUCAUUGCAAGUGGGUUUUGCUAAAAGUGGACCUAGACAGAACACACCAGCAGGCUGGGCUGGAGACUUAACAACAGUGUUAAGCAGCCGCCUGACCAGGCCCUUGCCACAAGGUGGGGGUAGUUCAGUUGGUAGAGUCGUGGGCCACCCCAAGAAGCCCAGGGACCCUUUGAGCUUGGCUCCUACCUCAGAUAAUUUGAACCUCCUACUUGCUCACCAUCAGGCUGCUGUGAGUGUCACUCUUCUGUUUCUGAAGCCCACGCCCCAAAUUGAAGUCACGGUAUAGAUGGAAUUUCUACCCUGUUCCACUGAUAAAUAUGAAUGAUAUUAAUACUCAUAUUUGUUCAAUGAUAUGCUGGAAUAUUCUCCUGAUUUAAUCUGCAUUAGAGCAAGAUGGGGGAACCAUC
Messenger RNA from Condylura cristata (star-nosed mole), 2376 nucleotides. It is a transcript of the gene PAFAH2, whose product is annotated as platelet-activating factor acetylhydrolase 2, 40kDa. NCBI's taxonomy places the organism in Eukaryota, Metazoa, Chordata, Mammalia, Eulipotyphla, Talpidae. The record is from RefSeq and is a predicted model, not a curated record. The transcript has 11 exons. Gene Ontology annotation, molecular function: 1-alkyl-2-acetylglycerophosphocholine esterase activity. Bases 172 to 1347 code for a protein of 391 amino acids.